This is a messenger RNA of Wyeomyia smithii (pitcher-plant mosquito), 2976 nucleotides long. RefSeq names its product microprocessor complex subunit DGCR8 (gene pasha). Gene Ontology annotation, cellular component: microprocessor complex. NCBI's taxonomy places the organism in Eukaryota, Metazoa, Arthropoda, Insecta, Diptera, Culicidae. Gene Ontology annotation, biological process: primary miRNA processing. The record is from RefSeq and is a predicted model, not a curated record. Gene Ontology annotation, molecular function: heme binding; primary miRNA binding; double-stranded RNA binding. The transcript has 4 exons. The coding region runs from base 494 to 2494 and encodes 666 amino acids.
GAUAGUAACAUUGCAGUUCUAUGUAAUAAGCAGUGAUUUACAGAAAUAUUAACUCCGAUUUGUGAGGAAUAAAAUAAAUCAUUGUGAGAAACUUUUCAGCUUGUGCGUUUUUGCUUUCGGAAAAAGUGGCAGAAACGCUAGGCUUCAGUUUCCACGUGAUAAUCGUCAAUCACUAAACCUACUGCCAUUGCUUACAUCAACAGGGAGAACAUCGAAAAUCGAUACCGACCUUGGUCUGCGGAUUCCUCCCGGUUUUCUACCUCUUGCCGAUGUGAACACACUCAAUUUUUCGUCCUGUUCUGUCCUAUCGGCAUGGGCAGUAGCAGGAAUUCCUGCAUAUUUUGCUAAACGGUUGAGCGUGAUCGACAUUGGACGGUAAGGUGGAAAAUCGCCAGCACCAAAAUAUUUUUUUUGUUUGAAGAGUUUUCAAAUAGUUUGUGUGAUUGAUUCAUUUGGAUAACAAGUUCCAAUUUGGAGUGUUUUAAAAUAAGCUAUGGAAGAUGCUAAAAGUGUAAUUCCGGAAAUGGAAACCGAUGGACUAGCUGCUCCCCCUCCUACAUUGCCACAGGAAACCAGCGUGGAACAAUGUCAAACUCAAUCAGUAGGGGAAUGUCCAAUGGCGAAACGUCGUCGGUUGAACGAAUUCUUUGAGGAUGACGAUUACGAUGAUGAAGAUGACCAAUUUCAAAACGGCACCCAGAUUGACAUGAUAACAAAGCAUAUGGAGGGAUUUAGCGAAAGUUUAAAACAGUUUCAAGUACUGGAUGAAGUUCAGGGAGAUAAUUCGGAUGAUGAAGAUAAUGGAGAUAAUCUGCAAGAAGACGAUGAUGACAAUAGCGAAGAUGGUUCUGAAUUUGAUUGCGAAGAAAUCGAAACCAUGCUUGAUGAAGGACUUCCUGAGGAUAUGAAGGCAUCGACUGGACCUAAAACUAAAGCUUAUGAGGAACGUUUUAAGGAAGUCUUAGAAGAAAAGGGUAGAAACCAUUUUGAAGUUCUGCCAGAAGGAUGGGUUCAAGCGACGCACAUUAGUGGAAUGCCGUUGUUCUUGCACACAUCCUCCCGAGUGUGUACUGCUUCCAGGCCGUAUUUUUUAGGCCCAGGAAGUGUUCGGAAACACGAAAUCCCUCUGAGUGCCAUUCCCUGUCUAAACUAUCGCAAAGCCUUAGAAAAAGAAGAUAUGUUGCGUAAAGAAAUAGAAGAAAACGCCGCCGCUGCAGCCUCAGAAGCUGAGAACUCGCAGGAACUCAGCUCUCAACGGCAGGAAAAACAAAUGCACAAUCUUCAGCUAAGCAAAAUGAUUGCUGGUGCUACAACCCUGGAGGAAGCGCAAGCCAACGUUAAGCUACUGCCACUUAAAGUUACUGCCCGUAUCGAAACUGUCAACGACAACCUCAAGGCCCACUCGCUCACGGCCGAGUCUUUUCAAGAGUACUGCAAGAAGCUUUUUAAAUUUAAAACAAUUAGAGUAAUGCGUUUCAAAUCAUGGGCAGCCCGACGAAAAUUAACCAAGCACAGAAAGCAUAUGAAAAAUCUUCAAAGGCCAACACUGCCAGAUGGAACCAAAUUAAUCACAUUCCCCGUGUUACACACCGAAGCUGAGAAGGGCAAUGUUCAUGCACGCCCGAAAAAGGAAUGGAUCAUGAACCCUAACGGGAAAAGUUAUGUAUGCAUUCUGCACGAAUAUGUUCAGCAUGCUCUUCGCAAGCAACCGACCUACGAUUUCAAAGAACUGGAAAAUGCAGCUACUCCAUACUCAGCGACAGUUUCCAUCAAUGAUCUAAAAUACGGCACAGGCUAUGGAACUAGUAAAAAACAAGCCAAGAGUGAAGCGGCUCGUGAAACGCUGGAAAUUUUAAUCCCCGAUAUGAAAGACAAAAUCACCAGCAAAGAUACCAAGAAGGAGCAAAACGGAGCCAGUGCCACAGAGUUGCAACCGGAAGCGCGCAAUCUAUCCGUGUUUGAUGAAAUCAAGAUCGAGGAUCCGCGUGUUGCAGAAUUUUGUGCCAAGACAACCGAGCCGUCGCCGCAUACGAUAUUGCAGACAUGCCUGCAGCGUAACUUCGGACUCGGUGAUGUGCAGAUUCAGUACGACGUUAAGGCGGGCAAACACCGGAAGAACGAAUUUACCAUGACUGUUGGGAAACACACCGCAACCGUGGUGUGCAAAAACAAGCGAGACGGAAAGCAGAAGGCAUCGCAGGCAAUUUUACAGAUCCUGCAUCCACACAUCAAAACAUGGGGCUCACUUUUGCGGCUAUACGGCAACCACUCCAUCAAGUCGUACAAGGAAAAAAAGCAGGAGGAACAGGAAAUCACCAUACUUCAAAGCAAAGCUGCCAUCAACCAGCCCAACUAUGCCAUUCUUAGCAAGUUGAAGCUGGAAAUGUCCAAACUCGAGGAACGCCAGAAAAAUGUACGCGUCAUUGGAACUUUUGUACCGGACGUGGAUCUACCAAUGGCAUCUGGGUCGAAUCUGAAAAAUGUCGAUCUCUAAUGAGAAUAUCUUAAUGACGCUUAAUGACGUACUUCAUCUAUACUAUUUCGUAUUAGCAGUAAGUCUACAGACGUUCACAGCAUGAUAACGUCAUAUCGGAAAGGCGCCAACUGGUGUGGUGAACAAAACAAUAAAAUAAGCCAAAAAUUCAGGAACUACGUUCCAAUUAAAACCUUAAAAAUGGCUAUCGACUGACAAUGGACAAUGGGUGUGAAGGUCCCGCAUCGCAGACAUGAACCAUGCCUUUGCCAGUUAUAUCAACAAAAUUGAGAAAGAAAAAACUGUGUAAGUUGCUUACGAAAGGUUGAAAAACAUUAGGAUGCAAAACACACAAGACUGAGACAUCAGUCAGAUUCAGCCUUUCGGUACUAACUCUUUAGUUGGGUCUUCUGGGGAAACGUUCAAGAUGGAAACUAGCUUCCUUAGAAUCGUGCGGAAAAUCUUGUCUCAGUUCACAAUAAAAACAAUUUUGACUAUGUAAA